CGCCCCUUCCCAUUUCAUUUCCCCUUCGAUCUCUCUUUUACCCCUCGCUGCGCUUUCUUCGAUCAAUCGACCGUAGCUCGGAGCUCCUCCUCCUCCUCUUCAUCAUCGGCUGCUUCAUCUUCGACCAUGCUUAAAGUGAGCGUUAAAUGGCAAAAGGAGGUCUUCCCAGAUGUCGAAAUCGACACCAGCCAGCCACCUUAUCUUUUCAAGGUCCAGUUAUAUGAUCUAACGGGAGUCCCACCUGAGAGGCAGAAGAUCAUGGUUAAGGGUGGUUUGUUAAAGGAUGAUGCCGACUGGAGUACAUUAGGAGUCAAGCAGGGCCAAAAAUUGAUGAUGAUGGGAACUGCAGAUGAGAUAGUGAAGGCCCCAGAAAAGGGUCCUGUAUUCAUGGAAGAUCUUCCAGAGGAAGAACAAGCUAUUGCAGUGGGUCAUAGUGCAGGUUUAUUCAACUUAGGAAACACCUGCUACAUGAACUCUACCGUUCAAUGCCUGCAUUCAGUUCCAGAAUUGAAGUCUGCUUUGCUUCAGUAUACCCAAUCUGGAAGAAGGAAUGAUUUGGAUCAACCUUCUCACAUGUUGACUGUUGCAACCCGUGAUCUGUUCAGUGAGCUUGAUAAAACUGCCAAACCAGUUGCACCGAUGCAAUUUUGGAUGUUGUUGCGGAAAAAGUAUCCUCAAUUUGGCCAGCUACAUAAUGGUGUCUUCAUGCAGCAGGAUGCUGAAGAAUGCUGGACUCAACUACUAUACACCCUUUCUCAGUCCCUUAGAUCACCAGGUGCCAAUGAGAAUCCAGAUACCAUGAAGGAACUUUUUGGAGUUGAACUUGUUAGCAGGACGCAUUGCCAAGAAAGUGGUGAAGAAAGUUCAGAAUCGGAGACAGUUUAUUCACUUAAAUGCCAUAUAUCACAUGAUGUGAACCAUUUGCAUGAAGGGCUAAGACAUGGGUUGAAAUCAGAAUUGGAGAAGGCUUCCCCAUCCCUGGGGCGGAGUGCAAUUUAUUUGAAAGAGUCUCGUAUCAAUGGCUUACCAAGAUACUUGACCAUUCAAUUUGUUCGUUUUUUCUGGAAAAGGGAGUCGAAUCAGAAGGCCAAGAUAUUGCGGAAAGUAGAUUAUCCGUUGGAGUUGGAUGUUUAUGAUUUUUGUUCAGAUGAUUUACGGAAAAAGUUGGAAGCUCCUCGCCAGCGCCUUAGGGAUGAAGAAGGAAAAAAGCUUGGUCUGAAAGCAGCAGAGAAGAGCUCUACUUCAAAAGACAAUGACGUGAAGAUGUCUGAUGCCGAGGGUUCGUCAAAGGUAGCUGGGGGAUUGUCUUUAACUACUUCCCAGGAUGGUGCCCCAGUUGAGGAGAAACAGUUGACUGGAAUUUAUGAUUUGGUUGCUGUAUUGACCCACAAGGGCCGGAGUGCUGAUUCAGGACAUUAUGUUGCUUGGGUCAAGCAAGAAAGUGGUAAAUGGAUUUUGUUUGAUGAUGACAAUCCUAUUCCUCAGCGGGAAGAGGACAUUACAAAACUGUCUGGAGGAGGUGACUGGCAUAUGGCGUACAUAUGCAUGUACAAGGCUCGAGUUGUUCCCAUGUGAUUCUUUCAUUUAUUUUCUGCCGUCUAAUGCUUGAUACUGAGCAUCUUUGGAUUCAUAAAUUAUUGUCUAGAAAAACUUUUGUGGCAGCUGUUGAGAACUGUGAAAAUAGCUGUAAAAAGUCUUUGACAGUCUCUGUCUGUUUGUACCUUGCGAAGUGUGGCUCUGUUUGGCCAUGUAGCAUUUCACACUUCUCAGAGAGGGGAAUGUUGGAAAUAUCGGACUCCAAACUCA
Syzygium oleosum is the source of this 1806-nucleotide messenger RNA. RefSeq names its product ubiquitin carboxyl-terminal hydrolase 7-like. The record is from RefSeq and is a predicted model, not a curated record. Gene Ontology annotation, molecular function: proteasome binding; protein binding; cysteine-type deubiquitinase activity. The transcript is spliced from 18 exons. NCBI's taxonomy places the organism in Eukaryota, Viridiplantae, Streptophyta, Magnoliopsida, Myrtales, Myrtaceae. The coding region runs from base 127 to 1575 and encodes 482 amino acids. Gene Ontology annotation, biological process: regulation of proteasomal protein catabolic process; protein deubiquitination; proteasome-mediated ubiquitin-dependent protein catabolic process.